CUGAUAUUCUUCUUCUCUGUCGACGCUCAUGACAGAACGGUCGUGAUUGUCAAAAAGUUUCAAUAGGGUUUCUAUAAUGGCAGAUGUAAUGCGCCUCACAAUUUCUCGCCAACUCUCUCUGUUAGAGGUCAUUCGAGUGCACUCAUGUACGGGGCCACCCACAGCAGAUUUAUUCUGAUUCCACCAAUUCAUAGGUGAACUUCCACGCCGUCUUAUGCCUUCCACUUUACCCUGGACGACAAUGUUUACGUUCUAUGGACUGGCUGCCUUGUCUCGAUGUUCACUGUGGAAGAUAGAUGCUGUUUGAUUUUUAGUUGCUUGAGUAUCGCAACGAUCAUAACUGUUAUAUUAUAGGUAUUCACAGAGUGUUCCUCCACAUGUUAUAUAUUACGAGUAAACGGCUUUUGGUUUAAGCCCUUUUAGAACCUGUCGACGACACUGACCCAGUGCAAUUAAGUCAAUCUCUCUCAGUAUGUGUGGGUUUCCUCGCGAUUUUUUCAUGUAAGAGCGUGGACUAAAUUCACAUUAUUAAAUAACCGAAUUAUGUGUUCAUCUUUAAUUGUUAAAUAUAUCAGAAUUGUACCUAGCCAAAGUUAAAAAAGCCAGCUUAAAAUUUGAAUUGAAUCCAUAAAAAUAGAAAAUUAAAAAUGGCCAGCUGGUAGUUGUAUUGAAUUUAGAAUUGGAGAUAUGUACAACAAAUGAUAAGUGCGCCAUAAUUAAGCGACUAUAUGAUCUUUAAGUUUGUUGAAAUUUUAUAUUGGUUAAAGGAGUGCGGUGCGUUUGUCCUAGGUUUCGGCCGGACUAGCGCAUCGUCGGUACUUCGUACAAAUAUAAAACUUCACCUAAGAGAAUCUACUGAGAUCAAAAGUCGCCAUGACUCGUGGUAACCAAAGAGAUUUGUCUCGAGCAAAAAAUGCGAAAAAACAACAAGAGCAACCGAAAAAGAAAAAUGUCAGUGAGAAGACUGGAAUGUCAUUGAAUGUAAGGAAACAUAGGAAUGCUGAAUUGAUGAGAGAAAAGCAACGAAGAAAAGAGGAACAGUCACUGGUCAGAAGCAAGCUGUUGACUAACUUUACCUGCCUUAAAGUUUUGUAACUAACUGGUUUAAUAUAUUCUAGAAGAAUGGUUGAAUCAGUUUUUUGCUGAGUGUACAAUGCACCAAGCAAUGAUCUGUGUUUCUAAAUAUAUCUAUCUAUAAAUCUCAUUUAUGAAAGUAUAAGUAUAAAAUAUAAUAUGGUUAACUUAAAAAAAAAAGUUUAUAUAAAUGUGUAAUAUAUGUAAUGUUGAUGAUCCAAAUAAAUAAUUAAAAACUGUUGUAUAAAGACCGGAACAAAGCUGGCACAGGACUGCGACAAAUGGAGCAAAGAAGGAGAAGCCUUUCGCCCAAUAGUGGGAUCCGAUAGUCUAAAAAUAAGUGAUGCAGCCAUUUAGUUUGAAGUAUGGUUGCUAAGGCUACGAACAACAUUGACUACAAGCUAUAUAAGAACGCGUUUGUUUUGUAAGAAUUAUGAGUUUUUUCAUUGACAUUUUAGAGCAAACCUACACAUACCUUGACUAAAAAAAUGCAUAUUAUUGUGCGCAAAGUUAAUAUCUACGUCAUCGUGACAUUCUACCUAGACGACAAUCCUUCAUCACACAUACUUGAAGCCUCUCAGAUUCGUUGACCUGGUGUUAAGUGAUCACCGCCGCCCACAUUCUCUUGCAAGCCCAGAGGAAUCACAGGAGCGUUGUCGGCCUUUAAAGGUGUACGCGCUUUUUUUGAAGGUAACCAUAUCGUAUCGUCCCGGAAACACCGCACAAGGAAGUUCAUUCCACAGCUUUGUAGUACGGAAUGGAUGGAAGAAAGCUCCUUGAAAACCGCACAGUGGAAGACCGCCACACAUCCAGAUGUUGGGACUGAUAUCCUAACUUGUGGCGUGUCGUGCGAAGGUGGAAUUCGGCGGCAGGAUUCAGGUGAAACAGCUCUUAGGAAUACUCGCCGUGAUAAAUGCGGUAGAGGACACCAGCUUGAACACCCCUGGUGUACAGUAUUUAUACAAUGUAC
Molecule: messenger RNA, 2044 nt
Organism: Leptidea sinapis
Lineage: Eukaryota; Metazoa; Arthropoda; Insecta; Lepidoptera; Pieridae
Product: putative SERF-like protein
Exons: 1
Coding region: 874-1095 (73 amino acids)
Cellular component (GO): cytosol
Source: RefSeq, a predicted model, not a curated record